Messenger RNA from Bipolaris maydis ATCC 48331, 3165 nucleotides. The record is from RefSeq and is a predicted model, not a curated record. Lineage: Eukaryota; Fungi; Ascomycota; Dothideomycetes; Pleosporales; Pleosporaceae.
AUGGCUUCAGGUCAGCACCCCCAGAGCGUCCCGGACUGGAACAAUCUCCAGGUUCUUCACAAGAAUACUCUGCCUGCACGUGCCUACUUCCACAACUACACGUCCGAGGCCGAUGCUCUCAAUGCCGACGUGACCAAAUCCUCGACACACAGCCUAUCGGGUACAUGGAAGUUCCGGCACUCUUACUCUCCGUUCGAAGCCCCUGAGGGUUUCGAGUCGACCACCUUCGACACUUCAUCAUGGAGUGACAUUGCCGUGCCUGGUAUGUGGCAGCUGCAAGGCUUUGGUAAAGGUCCACAGUAUACCAAUGUCAUCUAUCACAUCCCCGUAGAUCCGCCCAAUGUCCCAUUCACAGAAAACGAGACGGGCUCGUACGUCCGCAAGUUUGAAGUUCCCCAAGCACUAAAGAACAGCCAGAUCCGCCUUCGGUUCGAAGGUGUUGACGCGGCCUUUCAUGUUUGGGUCAACGGAAAGGAAGUGGGGUAUUCCCAGGGUAGCAGGAACCCCGAUGAAUUCGACGUUACAUCCUUUGUCGAUCUCAAUGGGGCCAACACGUUAGCCGUCAGGGUCUACCAGCACUGUGACGGGACUUAUAUUGAAGACCAGGACCAGUGGUGGUUGAGUGGCAUAUUCCGAGAUGUCUCAUUAGUCGGGUUCCCCAAGGCUUCUAGAAUCGACAACGUUUUUGCACAAACGCUCCUCGAUUUUUCCUACACUGAUGCUGAGCUCAAGCUCAAGAUCACUGCCACUGGGUCUGGAAAGGUCACCGCAAAGCUUCUGGACGCAAAGAAGCAAGAAGUCGCUUCAACAGACGCUCAGAUUGACGGCAGUGGCGAAACCAAACUCAGCGUCCAAGUCAAGAACCCCUUAAAAUGGACUGCCGAAUCACCAAAUCUCUACCAUCUUGUAGUCUCUACUAAUGAUCAAGUCGUUGCUCAACGCGUUGGAUUCAGGCAGGUUGAGAUGAAAGGUGGCCUACUCUUGGUCAAUGGUAAAAGAGUUGUCUUCCGUGGAGUCAAUCGCCAUGAACACCACCCCACCUGUGGCCGUGCUGUUCCGUAUGAAUUCAUGAAAGAAGACCUGUUGACCAUGAAGCGUCACAACAUCAAUGCUAUCCGCACAUCGCACCAGCUGAAUGAUCCACGGCUGUACGAUCUCGCGGAUGAGAUGGGCUUCUGGGUUAUAGAUGAAGCGGAUCUGGAAUGCCACGGAUUUGAAAGCAUCUCGGACGCAGCGCUCAGCACGGAACAGCGCGCUAUGCCUUUCCGUGAGCGUCAGCUCCUCACUCGCAAAGAGGCGGCAGAGUGGACAACCAACAACAAGGAUUGGACACAUGCCUACGUUGAUCGCGCUGAGGCGCUUGUAAAGAGAGAUCAGUUGCAUCCUUCCGUCAUCAUCUGGAGCUUAGGCAACGAAGCGUUCAUGGGAUGCAACUUCGUAGCCAUGUACGAGCACAUCAAGGCAUAUGACGACAGCCGGCCGAUUCACUACGAAGCCGACAUCUACGCCGACACAAUGGACAUGUACUCUAGGAUGUAUCCUCCAAUCGACGAGAUUGUUCGGUUUGGCGAGGACAAGGAGAAGAAGAAGCCGCUUAUACUUUGCGAAUUCGUACAUGCAAUGGGCAACGGCCCUGGCAACAUCAAGGAGUAUGUCGAUGCUUUCUACAAGUAUCCCACCUUGCAAGGUGGUUUUGCCUGGGAAUGGGCCAAUCAUGGCCUUCUCACCAAAGACAAGAAGACUGGAGAAGAGUUUUAUGCAUAUGGUGGCGAUUUUGGAGAAGAAGUCCACGAUGCAACAUUCGUCAUGGACGGACUUGUCAACUCUGAUCACAAGCCAAAUGCGGGUUUGAUCGAGUACAAGAAAGCUAUCGAGCCAGUACAGCUACUGGAGUCGAGUGCCUCAAAAGCCACAUUUAUCAAUAGAUACGACUUUAUCACACUGGACCAUUUGAGCUGCAGCUAUACUACGACAUCCGAGUCCGGAAACGGAAGCGGAUCUGCAAACUUGGAUAUUCCAUCUGGCAUCUUACCAGGCCAGACAUUUGAUCUGCAACUUCCAAAGGUUGAAGAAUCCAAGGGCGAAGUUCUACUCAACAUCUCAUUCCAAUUGAAGGAAGCCACGCCGUACCUCAAGGCAGGCUUCGAAGUUGCAAAUGCGCAAGUUCCAAUCACUCCGGUCGCGCCGCUGCAGCAAGCCGAGGCCAAGGGCAAAGAGAUCAAGGUUGAAGCUGAGUCUAAGACAGUGAUCAAGAUUACGGCCGAUGGCGCUACCUGGAAAUUUAACACGAUUCAUGGCUCGCUCACGUCAUGGGUACAGGGGUCUACCGAACUUAUUUCCGGAGCACCAGUGUUUGACAUCUUCCGCGCUCCUACCGACAACGACAUACCGCAAGAUGGCUGGGAUUGGAAAGACAAGCAUCUCCAACACGCCAAGGCAGCAACUCGUAAGGUCGAGUGGUCGCAGUCUGGCUCAGACACUCUGAAGAUCACUGUGCACCAGCGUGUAGCCCCUCCUGUCCUCUCAUGGUCUAUUGAUACCAUCCUGACAUACACAUUCCAUGCCACCGGAACACUCUCUGUGCACGUUGCCGGUACACCCAAGGGUCAAAAUCUGCCGCGUACACUCCCGCGCAUCGGUCUUGUUCUAGAACUCCCAAAGCAAUUCCAAAAGGUCGAAUGGUUCGGCCGCGGUUUCAGCGAGUCGUAUCGCGACAGCAAGUUCUCCCAGCCCAUUGGCAAAUACACCGCCUCGAGCAUCGAUGAGCUGUGGGUCGAUUACGAGGUCCCUCAAGAAUCAGCAAACCGGACAGACACUCGCUACGUUAGCAUCACCAAUGGCAGUGGUGCGGGGCUGCUUGCUCAAUUCGCAGGCAAAGCGGAUGCAGAAAGGAAGCUCUUCGACUUCCAGGCCAGCCACUACAGGAUGAAGGAUGUGGCUGCUGCGGGCCACCCGCAUGAGCUGAGGAAGCACAAGCGGGAGGAGGUUGUGCUGAGGUUGGAUGCUCAGCAUCAUGGAUUGGGCAGUGGUAGCUGUGGACCGAGGACGUUGGAUGAGUACAGCUUGCUUUGUGAGCCGUUUGAGUUUGAAGUCCUACUGCAGGCACCUUGACCCGCUUUCUUUUUGUGAUUUAGAAUAGAAAUGAAAUGACAUUGAAUGUUGAAA